GACGUUCUCUGUUAAAUACCAAUAUUUAUGUUUCCGAUAUAAAUAGGAUUGUUUCAAAAUUCUAUGUUCCCACAGCACUCACCUUCAAUGGGAUUUAACCAAAAUUAAACCAUGAAAUAUGGAAGAAGAGGAGUCUUGCGGGUGCGACUUACAGGACCCGGCCCAGUACUUAGAAACACUGAAAAAGAAGUACCUAGCACGCACGGCUAAGCUUCAGAGUCAGCAGGUUGAGCUGGAAAGCAAAAUACAACAGAUGGAGUCCUACUUAGAUAAUAGUGAUGUUGUGGAAAGUUCCUCCCAAUGUAUCUGUGCCGUCAAUCGACAAGUUCCAAAAGUGUUUCCGAACUAUCCAGAAAUGCCAGAAAGAGACUUGGAUACAGUGCCGAAAAUUAUCUCGGAAGGUUCGAUUGAAAAACCGGCCGCGCAGCAGUGUAGUUUCUUUCAGAAAAUGAUGGAGAACGCUAAAAGCAUUUUGUCCAUGAAGUGUCAAUGUCCUAGUACUGUCCAACAAACAAACAGUUCCCUAACAUCGGACACUCCCACGAAAGAAAGUCAACAUAUCACCGAGUCAAGAACCACCGAGGACACUAGCUAUUUGACAGAUCAAUCGACGAGGGACAACACUAUCACGGAAGAAACAAAGCCCUCAGACCAGAACACUCUGCCGAGAGCAAUGACUCAUGAUCAAAAAGGGCUGCAAGUAUCGAUGGAAAGCAGUUCCAAAGACAAACACACUACCGGUACGACUCCGGAGUGUCUGUUUUUAAAGAAUCCGGCUUUGGAGUGUGAUUGUGACUCUUGUCGAUGUAUAUCGUCCACUGAUAAAUUGGAUGAGCUGCCUAAAGAGUCUGCACCUUCGAGUGAAAAUGCUACCAUUGAAAAUGCUGAGGUGCAAGUUAAGGUAGCCACGUUGAGCAAAUCAGUAAGCAACGCCAAAGAGACAGCAAACAUCGCUGUCAGUUGCAUUUGCAAAAAUAAAAAGGGUCCUAUUAAUCCACUCCCACAACUGCCAUACCAUGCAAGAUCUACCAAAUCCACUCAAAAAUUCAAAAAUUAUCAGGACGGUCAAAAUCAGUGUGCUUUCGUGGGUUCUCCUUUGUUACAAAACCCUGAUUACGGACACCUGCCCACUCAGACUUCUAAAAAUCUGCUUUAUGGGCCCCAGGCAACCGAAGCUACGUCUAUAUCUAAAUUGCCUUGCGACUGUAAUGUUCAAACAGGACCCGCUAAAAAUAUUUGUUCGGUCGAUGUGUUUUCUCUGAAAUCGAAAGACAUCUUGGAGAUGCAAACGAUUGCGGAAUUGGCAUUGAAAGAGAAGGAGAUGAAGUCUCAGAUCCAAAAUUUGCAAAGAAGAGAGCAGCUGUAUCAACAGAGUACAAAAACCGUUAAACGGUUCACUGGAAAUGUGGAAAACGAACGCUGUCGAUGUUGUAAAGCGGACGAUGGAUCCGGCUUCGAAAACGAAAUCAAGAAGGUCAGUCAGGAGCUCAGACUGGAAAACAAUAUCCUGAAAUCCGAACUGAUGGAUAUGAAGUUGGAGCUGAAGCAUUGCCUGGAGAAAGUGGAAGGUCCCAUGAAACAGAAACUGCAAAAUGAGAAGCUCAAGUGUGAACAGCUUCAAAGCGAGUUGAAGAACGCUUCAAAGAAUAUGCUGAUCAAUCAGGAUACAUAUCAACGCGAGAUGAACCAACUGAAAAUACAACUGUGCUGUGCCUGUAACAGCAUCGCAGAAUUGAACCAGAUGAACUCCCGACUCAAAGACGAGAUGAGCCAACUGGACUGUCUCUGCGCCAAACUCGAAGACGAUCUCAUCAAACAGAAACUCAACGAGGCCGAAACCAUCAAAAGACUGACCAACCGUAAACCCGAUUUUGAUCGUCCAACCAAACAAUCAGAAGAAUUCAAGUGUGAUUCGAGUUUGGCCGUGGUAGCCAGAAAACUGAGCAAAACCAUCAAAGAUCUUGCGCCUUGCGACCAAUGCUCUAACUUGCCUCCAGAACUGACAGGAGCGGCAAAGUGUAUCAAAGAACUGACGGACAUGGUGCUGAGUCGGCGUCGAACCAAGAGCCCCAAGGCGCAUCACGGCUGCAGCUGUGAACAGGAACCGCCCGAGUCACCCUCGAAAGACUACAUGGAGCGGGAGUGUUGCUCUUGUUGUGCCGGAGAUGCAGGAGAUCAGCGUAGCGAGAAAUACAAACCCCCAGGCAAAGUUCCAGAAGAAAAAACUGUUAAAACACUGUUAUCAGUGCCAGAAACAUUCGUCGAAAAAGGAGCCAGUAGUAAAUUUGAUGUAAACAUGCCAAUGGAGAGUUAUUACAGCGCAAAAGGAGAACCAGUAGCAGACGAGAUCGUCUCCGAAACGCCAAAAGAGAAACCGUCAAUACCGAAAGGAAAGGACUUGCCAUGCAGUAACCUCGGCUUUCCUUGCCUCAAAGGUACGAAGGCAGAAGAUUCUAUUCCAGUUGAUGAGGAGGCCCCAAAGAAAGAUAAAGCUUGUAAAGCACCUUGUUCUGCUGUUCUAAAAGUGGUAGGAGAUGGAGAAGUUGACAAGGCUUUAUCACAAGAACCGAAAUUUGCUGAUAAGGGUUUACAACAAACAGAAACGGAGUCAAGAGGGACCCAAGAAACGCCUAUGGAAAAACCGACAAAAAGUGUCGAUAAGGUUGAAAAAGAAUCAGUUCCCGAAGUGCCAGGAGUUACAAAAUCGGAAAAAGAAGUCCAGUCUUUAGAAGAUGUAGGUGCGGGAGAAAAAGAACAUCACCGUUUAUCUGAAGACAAGCUAACAUCGACAGUUGAAGAAGAACAAGAACCAAAAGAAGAGGGUGGUGCACUAGCCCGCGAUGAGGAAGAACCUCAUAAGGAUGAAGAUCAAAUUGGAGGAACGCAUGAUGAAGAUUUAGCUGAAAAACCUUACGAAGGUACACCCGAAGAAGAAGCAGAGGCUGGUGCGAAGAUCGGGAGCCCGAAAAAAACAUCAAAAAUGUCGCGGAGUAGUGCAGAUUCAGCUAACAAACCAUCCGUAGGAGGAAUAGAGCCUGGUGCUAAGGUCGAGAGUCCGAAAAGAUCUUCACAAAUGUCGCGACACAGUAAAGAACCCCACGAAGAGGCACUCGAAGAAGGAAUGGAAGAUGGUGCAAAGAUUGGGAGCCCGAAAAAAGCUUCAGAAAUGUCGCGUCACAGUAAAGAACCCCACGACGAGGCACUCGAAGAAGAAAUGGAAGAUGGUACGAAGAUUGGGAGUCCGAAAAAAGCCUCAGAAAUAUCGCCGAUUGGCGAGGAAGAAACAUACGAAAGAAAAGGCGUCGAAGGAGUGGAGGAUUUUAUGAAAUCAGAAAGUCCAAAAAGAUCAAAAGAAUCACAGCCUCGAAAACAGGACGUAAUGGACACUAAACCAACUUUAAGUGAACUGGACAUUGCUGCUCUUGGCUAUCCAGAAGUAGCACACGACAAAGCUCCACCGAGUCCAAGAAAAACUUCGGUAACUAAACAGCCAAGUGACCAAGUUGGAAUUAAAGCUGAACCGACUAGAGGUGGACUCGAUGAGGCUACUGCUGGAGAACAAGUACCAAAGAAAGCAUUCAAAGGUUCAAGAGAAGCUUCUCCUGAUUUUGAAGAUCGCGAACCGGCAAUACCAGAAUACGAAUCAGAGCCAGAGAGACCGGAGCAUGCGAUAGAACACGAAGAACCAGAAAAACUCUCGACUACAGAAGGAAGAGUACCAUUUUCGGAAGAGAGAACAGGUGGUCCGUUUCCGUACGAAGUCGAAACAAAAGUUUACGCUCAGGAAAAACCGGUGUCUACUCUACAUCUUACUACAGCUGUAACCACGUCAGGAAACUUGGAGGUCAUUACUGAAGGUCCGGAGGGAGCUGUGGAGACCACCUUGACUUACACCCCAAGCGGCAACAUUGUCGUAGAAACCCAGAUGGUCGAUUACACAGACCAACCCCAGGAUAUACCUCGGGAAGACGCACUUGAGGCAGAAAUAUACGGUAGGAAUGCAGGGCUACCAGAAUCAGCUAUACCUAGAGUUAUGGUCAGGGGAGAGGAACAGCAGAAAAUUCAAUCAAUGUUCCCUGUCGACUCCAGUCGAAUAUCAGGUCCUUCAGGUCCGGAAAUGGAGACGCCAUAUACGGGAAGUUCGGCAACAGGGGAGUUAGAAUCUUCGCGUGGCUUGAAACAUUCUUGCAGGGCUACUCCAGUAGCGUCAGUAACGUCUAAAUAUGCUGCUAGCAGGCUAGCUGUUAAAAGUGCCGAAUUGAGCAAGACUGCAGCACAGACAGUAUCAUCCAAAGAACCAAUGGUGUCGGAUGAUGAACAUGUAGCAAUUGAGGGGCACACUUCUGGAGGUAUGUCCGUUCCAAAUGUCGACGGUGUUCCAACUAGUAAAUCUGCUGAACAGGAAGAAUCAAGCGAAAUUGAAGAAGCAGCAAUGGGGUCCGAACGCGCGGCAGAGUCAGACAGUCCUCCUACAACGACAGGAGUAGAAGUAUAUAGUGCUGAAGUUUGGGCUGCUGAGCACCUGGUUUCCGACGACGAAGCAGUGAUGUUUUCGGAUGUUCAAGCCUUGCCACCAGGAGCGGAAAUGUACGUUAGUGAAGACGGUGGUAGAACUGGAUAUUCUUACGACCCAGCCGAGGAUGUAAGGACGGGAGGUAUCGGAGGUGGCACGUCUGGCACAAAGGGGACCGAUAUACAGCAGCAAUCCCAAACGGGUGUUCCACCUGAAGACACGACGACACCUGAGUCAGCAGUGACGUCUGUAACAAAGGAAGGCGAGACAACAAUCGGCACCUCCGAGUCAGGUCUGCGCAAGACUACCGAUUGCGGCUGUCAAUCAAAAGAUCAGAAACAUCAAUCAUGUCAAUGUUGUGAAUGUAAAGAAAUUGGAAUAUCAACAUCUGGCGACAAGGAAACCAUAACCGAACAAGAGAAAACCAUGGGCGUACCGUCGGGCAGCGAAGAAGCCAAAGAAGAUACCGACUCAGAAUUCGUAACGAUAAGCGAGAGCACUGAGUAUACUGAGGCUCAAGAUCGUGCAGCGAAAAUAGACGAAGCCCUGGACAAGCGGCAAUAUCCAGAAGAGAUUUUAAGAAAGGAUCCAGAUUUCGCUAGCAGAUCUAAAGAAGAACAAAGGAAAAUAUUGAGUGAGCACGGAUAUGCACACCCUGUAUCCAGUGGCCUGUCGAAGGAGAUGCUCGAAAAGCAUCCGGAACUAAGUGGAAAAUCGAAGCAAGAGCAGCUGGAAAUUUUGAAGUCUUACGGAUACGCGCCAUUACCGGAAGUUGACGAUACCAUCACCACUGCCGAAGAUAUAGUUCGAAAAUAUCCUGAACUGGCUGGAAAAUCUCAGAAAGAGCAACAUAAAUUUAUAUCUGAUUUAAGACAUAAAGAGAAAAAGAAAAUUGCCGUCGAUUCAAGUUUAAUUGAGAAACAUCCUGAACUAAUCGGAAAGUCUGAGGAGGAACAACAAGAUAUUCUUCGAGGUUAUGGCUACAAACCGAGCGAAAAUGAACGUGUAUCUCCUAAGAUAUCUGACAGAGAACAAAUUGGAGCUCAAAAAUCUGUUGAAAUUUAUGUUGGUGAAGAAAUGUUGGCUAAACAUCCAGAAUUAGUUGGCAAAAGUAAAUCUGAACAACAAGCUUUGCUUAGAGAUAUGGGCUACAAAGCAAGCAGCAAAGACCAAGUUGGAGUGGUAAGAAGUAGAGAUCGAGAUGAGAUUAUUGUUGGUGAAGAACUGUUAACGGAACAUCCAGAAUUGGUUGGUAAAAGUAAAUCUGAACAACAAACGUUGCUUAGAGAUAUGGGCUACAAAGCAAGCAGCAAAGACCAAGUUGGAGUGGUAAGAAGUAGAGAUCGAGAUGAGAUUAUUGUUGGCGAAGAACUGUUAACGAAACAUCCAGAAUUGGUUGGCAAAAGUAAAUCUGAACAACAAACGUUGCUUAGAGAUAUGGGCUACAAAGCAAGCAGCAAAGACCAAGUUGGAGUGGUAAGAAGUAAAGAGCAAGAAGCUGCUGAUAUUGCUGUUAGUAAAGAACUAUUGGCCAAACAUCCAGAAUUAGUUGGAAAAAGUAAAUCUGAACAACAAACUUUGCUUAGAGAUAUGGGCUAUAAAGUAAGCAGCAAAGAUCAAGUUGGAGUGGUAGGAAGUAGAGACCGAGAAGCUGCUGAAAUUGCUGUUAGUAAAGAACUAUUGGCCAAACAUCCAGAAUUAGUUGGCAAAAGUAAAUCUGAACAACAAACUUUGCUUAGAGAUAUGGGAUAUAAAGCAAGCAGCAAAGAUCAAGUUGGAGUGGUAGGAAGUAAAGACGGAGAAGCUGAUGAGAUUAUUGUUGGUGAAGAACUGUUAACGAAACAUCCAGAAUUGGUUGGUAAAAGUAAAUCUGAACAACAAACAUUGCUUAGAGAUAUGGGUUACAAAGCAAGUAGCAAAGACCAACUUGGAGUGGUAAGAAGUAAAGAGCAAGAAACUGCUGAAAUUGCUGUUAGUAAAGAACUAUUGGCCAAACAUCCAGAGUUAGUUGGCAAAAGUAAAUCUGAACAGCAAACUUUGCUUAGAGAUAUGGGCUACAAAGCAAGCAGCAAAGAUCAAGUUGCAGUGGUAGAAGAUGAUGAAAUUAUUGUUGGUGAAGAACUGUUAACCAAACAUCCAGAACUGAUUGGUAAAAGUAAAUCUGAACAACAAGCUUUGCUUAGAAAUAUGGGAUACAAAGCAAGCAGCAAAGAUCAAGUUGGAGUGGUAAGAAGUAAAGAGCGAGAACCUGCUGAAAUUGUUGUUAGUAAAGAACUGUUGGCCAAACAUCCAGAAUUAGUUGGCAAAAGUAAAUCUGAACAACAGACAUUGCUUAGAGAUAUGGGAUACAAAGCAAGCAGCAAAGAUCAAGUUGGAGUGGUAAGAAGUAAAGAGCGAGAACCUGCUGAAAUUGUUGUUAGUAAAGAACUGUUGGCCAAUCAUCCUGAAUUAGUUGGCAAAAGUAAAUCUGAACAACAAACAUUGCUUAGAGAUAUGGGCUAUAAAGCAAGCAGCAAAGAUCAAGUUGGAGUGGUAAGAAGUAGAGACCGAGAAGCUGAUGAAAUUUCUGUAGAUGAAGAACUGUUGACCAAACAUCCAGAAUUAGUUGGUAAAAGUAAAUCUGAACAACAAAGAAUACUUAGAGAUAUGGGCUACAAAGCAAGAAACAAAGAUAAGGUCGGAGAUCAACCAGAAACAAUUGUAAACGAAGAAAAACUAUUAAUGAGAUCCUUGGAACAAGAUCGGACUGGUCAAACAUCAAUGGUUGUCAGUGAAAAACUGAUAAAAAGUUAUCCCAAAUUAGCCGAUAAGAGUCCCCAGGAACAGCUUCUAGUGUUACUAGAUAUGGGUUAUAUAAUAGAUGAAAUACUCGAACAUAUACCUAUGAGUAUGGAAAAGGUACACGAGGGAAUUCUGCCACAGCCAUCAGGACCUUGCAGAGCGCCUUGCGGUAAAGUUGCAUCGGUUCGUAGCACUGAUCGUCGCUCCGGUAGCAAGCUUCCUGAUGUUCCAAAAGCCAAAGCUUCAGAAGAGAAGCAUAUCAUAACAGAAAAUUACCAGGAGGAAACUCCCGCAAGAAUCCCACCAGCCGGAGCUUCUGAGUCGUCUUUUGGAAAAGUUACAUCGGUUCGUUGGACUGAUCGUCACUCAGGCAGCAAGCUUCCUGAUGUUCGACAGGAAACACCCGACGUUCCAGUAGCCAAAGUUUCAGAGGAGAAGCAUAUCCUAACAGAAGAUUACCAAGAGGAAACUCCCGCAAAAGCCCCACCAGCAGAACCUUGUAGAGCACCUUGCGGACGAAAAGCUGCGACUAUUAGUUCAGUUAACAAGUUACCUGAUAUUUCUGUAAAAAAAUCCGAAGCUCCGGAAGCCAAAGUGUCAGAAAAUAGGACUAUUCAAAGAGCUGAUGUAGUUAAAACUGAAUCUAGGGAACCCGAUGUAUCUUUUAAACCGCACUAUAAAAAUGUGGCGAUCACCAGCCAACACGACGACGUUGAAGAAGCCUCUACUCAAUCGAUUCCAAAAAGCAAAACUGUUUUCGCCCAAAAGAAACCCAAAUCGCGGGACGACUCUGCUUCUUGCAAAGCGAGCUGUAGAGCGAUUUCCGUGCAAAAUUCUCACACUAAAGCUGACGAAACAAUAGAUACUGCCGGAUCUAGCGGACACGGAGAUAACUUUCAACACAUCUCGACGCAAUCGGUCUCGAAAAGCAAGAGCAUCUCUCUACAAGAAAAACCCUCGUCCAGAGAUGACUCGGCCUCGUGCAAAGCGAGCUGUAGAACUAUAUCGGUCCAGAGUUCUCAUACCGAUUCAGGUUCUCGCAAGAGUGACAGGAAAGACAAGAAAGAUAAAACAGACAGGAAAGGAAAGAAAGAAAUAAAGGAGAUCGUUGCUGCUCGUACGGACAGUACAACGACUUCGUCUUCUGCCUCAGAUGCCAAAGACAAGCAAAAAGAGAAAAGAGUGGGAGAGGUACCUUCGAUCGUAUCGGAGGUUUCCGAUAAAGAAAGACCGGUAAUUCAGCCUCCGGCAAGGAAAACAAAAACUCAGCGCAAAAAACGUUCUUCGAGAGUGAUGGACUGUCUUAAAUGUCAAUGUACCGAUCCUUGCAGAUGCAUAGUGUGCUCGCGCGAUGUUCUAGAGCAACGUAGACCUAUGUCGUAUCCCACUCGAUCUUGCGACUGUCCUCCCUCCAGGAGGCAGGCCGAAAUGCGAAUGCCUCAAGCUUUAUCCCACGGAGGACAUCCCAUCGGAUGUGCUUGUAUACGGUGCCUGUGUAAUCCUUGUAGUCCCUGUCCUCCCCAAUAUAGAUUCGAGGGUCAAGAGAUUAUCGAUGAUGACUUUAGGUCCAAAGUUAGACGGCACCCAUCGAAAUGCGAAUGCGUCGACUGUUUGUGCCUCCCGAAAAUAAAGAAGAUAGCCGAAACCAAAGAAUAUCCUGUGGUUUUCGAUAAGAAACAAAUUUACCAGGUGAGUUGUGCGUGUCCUAACGCGCAAAAAGCGAAGAAAGCCGCCGCCGAACAACAACAGGUCAGAUCGAGGAUACCUAUUUCCACGACUAGUCCGAAUCCUCCAAAAAUUAAGUCCGAAUCCAAGGCAAACGAGGAGAGCCAACCUGUCAAUGAAAAAUUAUCGAAGUCGGACAGUAUCUAUAAUUCGAUAUCUUGCGACUGCGAGCAAUGUAAAUGCGCGGAAUGUCCCGAUACAAAAGGCAAAGCUCCAGAAGGAACUGCAACAGCAAAACGUGCUCCACAGACCGAAUCGUCUUUACGGAAAGAUGAAGACUGUUGCUGUACGGGUCCGUGCAUAUGCAAACCCUGUCCCAUCGAAGAACUCACGAAGAAACUUCGAGCUGCCGAAGCCCAACUGAUCGCGGCUUUACAACAGGCAGCCGUGGGUCUUCCGCCCGUCCCUUCUUCAGCAGUCCAGCCCAAAGACGCAGCAAGGAGUGUCGACGAAGAUUGUACUUGUGCGCAGUGCGUCUGUCCCGGAGCGGUGGGCGACCAAACGCCGACAAGAAAGGAGCCUCCGGAAAAGACACAGUUAGAAGAACAUGACGAGGAGUGUAGAUGUCCGGAUUGUGUAUGUCCCGGUGCGGACAUUAAGCCCAAAACUGAACCAAAACAACAAGCCGACGAGGAAUGCGAUUGUCCGGAAUGCACUUGUCCGGAAGCGCGUAACAAACCUCUUAAAAAAUCUGCCUCUCAACCAGAGAGCCAGGUUCGUUCUGCUAUAAAAGCGGAACAGGGAUACGAAACGCAGAAAUCCGCAUCGCAAACCGCGCCUACUGCGACAGGCGCGGGUGACGACGAUUGCGACUGUACCGUGUGCGCCUGUCCGGGACAAACAUCGUUGCCGAAAAAAACCACGCCCAAACCGUCGGACUUCGAAAUGGCCGAUUGCGAUUGUCCCGACUGUCAGUGUGCGCCGUGCGCCGACCCGAAAGUAUCCGGAACCCAAGCGGAACCAAUAGAGAUAGCUGAUUGCGACUGUCCGGAAUGCAAGUGCGGCCCGUGCGCUGAUCCUAAAGUGACACCACGAGCACCAGCAGUGGAAGCACAGAAGCCGGGAGAAGAACAUCCGGAAGAUUGUGCGUGUCCAGUGUGCGCUUGUCUCGGUGAAGAAAUUGAACCUGUAAAGUCUAAAACCGGACAUCCGGAUGAUUGCGAUUGCCCGAUCUGUCAAUGUCCCGGUGAAACAUUUGCGGAUGCAAAACAAACUCAGCCACUUCAAUCUCAACCAGAUCAUCCGGACGAUUGCGCUUGCCCAGUUUGUCAAUGCCUAGACGAACAGUUCACGGAUGCGAAAGACAUGGACGCCAAACCUAGUAAAGUUUCGUAUAAGGAAGCCAGUAAACACCCGCCAGACUGUGACUGUCCGGAGUGUCUAUGUAUUGACGGACAAGAUGGAAUUGAGUCGGCGCUGAUACCCCUGGUUGAAACUGAGGUGCACGCGCUGACUUGUUUCUGCGCGCAAUGUCUCUGUCCCGAAUGCACCACAACGGCUACGCACGCGCAGGAAUGCCGAUGCAAAGAAUGCAUUUGUGAUCCAUGCGACUAUCGAUCCGGCGGAGACGUAUUCGUUAAAAAACAAGAAUCGGGUGUGGUAGAAAGCAAAUCUCCAGGCCAUCCAGCAGACUGCAGUUGUAUUACCUGCAACUGUGACCACUGUGCUGACAAGGCUAAACCAAAAACCGCUGCGGCAAUAACAGGCCAUGCGACAGACUGCAGUUGUGGUACCUGCCUCUGUGAAGACUGUGAUGACAAGAAUAGAGCAAAAACCGCAGCAGUAGAAUGCAGAUGUGCUACUUGCCUCUGUGACGACUGUUUUGGCAAGACUAAAUCAAAGACCGCAGCGGCAAUAACAGGCCAUCCGCCAGAUUGCAAUUGUACUACCUGCAAAUGUGACGAUAGUGUUGACAUGGCUAAACCAAAAACCGCAGCGGCAAAAACAGACCAUGAAGAAGAAUGCAGUUGUAUUGCCUGCAUCUGUGACUACUGUGUUGACGAAAUUAAACCAAAAACAGUAGCGGCGAUAGAAAGCGAAAAACCUAAAAGCGGGGGAGACAGCAAUAAGGGACCAAAUUGUACCUGCGAAACCUGUAUAUGCAUCGAUUGCAAAGGUAUGUCGUUGAAUAAGUGUAUGUCAGUUGAACAUGAUGAAACGUGCAAAUGUCCCGACUGUAUAUGUUCGCCAUGUCUUAAACAGUCCGGGCUUACAUCAGUAAAAAUAGCAUUGUUACAAGCCCAGACAAGGCCAACUCAAUCUCAAAUGAGUUCUAAAACAUCCAAGGUCAGGUCUACUAAUCCGACGUGCAAAUGUUCAAGAUGUACGUGUAAAGAAUGGGAUUCAGACCAACCAACUGUCGAAUUCACGACAAAAGGAUCUAAAGUUCAGUCCUCACAAAGUGUGCCAGUAAAACAGUCUAAAGUGAAGUCAGUAGACCAGAUGCAGCACGAUCCAGACUGCGACUGUCCCGUCUGUGCAUGUAUGGAGGCUGAAGUUGAGAUUACAAGCGAUUACAAGCAACAAGUGACACAGAACGUUACCGACUGCGCCUGUCCUGUCUGUAAGUGUGAAAGCGAUGAUACUGGAGUUCCAAUAAAAGAUCAAACGGUCGAAAGAAAGGGUAUGGGAACUGUCGAACAGGGAGUCCCGAUAAAACAACAAGUGAGCAGAGAACAGCACGACCAGGAAUGUACUUGUCCUGUAUGUAAGUGUGAAAUGGUUGAUACUGGAGUCCCGACGAAACAAUCGGUUCUUAAGCAACAAGUGAGCAGAGAACAGCAUGACCCGGAGUGUACCUGUCCUGUAUGUGAAUGUGAAAUGGCUGAUACUGGAGUUCUAACACAAGAACAAAUGGUCACAAGAAAGGGUAUGGGAGCUGUCGAACAGGGAGUCCCGAUAAAGCAACAAGUGAGCAGAGAACAGCACGACCAGGACUGUACUUGUCCUGUAUGUCAGUGUGAAACAGCUGAUGUUGGAGUUUCAAUGGAACCGAUGAAGUCGAAGGUUUCGCAAAAAAUUAGCAGAGAACAGCAUGAUCCGGAUUGUAUCUGUCCUGUGUGCGCAUGUUCAACAGCUGAUAUUGGAGUUCCAACAGCUUCUAUACAGCAAAUGAGCGCCAAGCAAUCAAAAAUUUCGUCUGCGCAGCAAGCAGCGGCAUUGCAAUCUAAACCUAUGUCGUCGGUGAAGCCAGCCGUGUCGUUCCAUGGCGAUCAGAAAAUGGAUCCACCGCCCUUUGAAGUACCGCAUAGGAUUGAGUGUAAUUGUGAAAGGUGUGACUGUGUCAUAUGUGCCGGCAAAAGUGAGUUCGAUACGCAACAAGUAUCGGCAUUGCAAUCUAAACCUAUGUCGUCGGUCAAGCCAGCCGUGUCGUUCCAUGGCGAUCAGAAAAUGGAUCCACCGCCCUUUGAAGUACCGCAUAGGAUUGAGUGUAAUUGUGAAAGGUGUGACUGUGUCAUAUGUGCUUACAAAAGAGAAGGCCGAUCGAGUCCAAGUUCGCGUGUGGCGUCGACUCAUACAGCUUCAGAUGGACAAAGACCUGCUUCGCGUGCUGUAUCAGCUCAUACGACCCCAGAACUACAUAGCGCGCCGCCGCCCACGGUAAGAAGUCAAACCUCCAGAACUGGAGAACAAGCAAAAUGCGAAUGUGACGGAGUGUGUGUUUGUCGGCACUGUGAAGAAAACAAUGUGGCAUCGAGGAAAAUGCUACAAUCUCCGAGCGCCAAAAGUUGCCCUUCCUCUACUUGCAAAGGAAGUGGCGCUGACAUGGCCACGUCAACAAAACCAUCCAGAACGCUUCAAAAUCAGCCAAGUGUUCAAAUACAAGCGACACAAAGCGUUCAGUUUUACACCGAUGUCCAAGCUGAACCUAGUGCGAGUGGUCAAAGAGUAGUUGUGGAAGCUGCCGUUCAAUCGGCAGUCGAAACAGAGAUUUUAGCCACCGAACAUGCUAAUGUUGAAUCAAGUAAACGUAAUGUCCAUGCGAGUGUGCAUCCUAGUACCCAAAUGCCGCCCAGCCUUCACCCCAGUGCUCAAAUAACAAGACCGCCAAGCAGUCAUCCUAGUGGACAAAUGGGUAAUCUUCCUAGUACUCAUCCUAGCGUUCGAAUUGGUCACCCGUCAAAUAUAAACGAGCAAACUUGUGCUCAAUCAUGUGUUCAAAUUCAGACCUCGGUAAGUGUUCAUUCGAACAUUGAAAUAGGUCAAGUCGCUCAAGUUAAUGCUGCACUCCUCCAGAGCAAAACUGUAAGUUUUCACGACGGCAGUCCAUCAAAGACGACCCCAACCCCAAGACACCCCAAGACAGAAGUAGGGGCGUUAGCUAGUGUGCAUUCCGAAGCUAAAACAGCAUCGAAAGAUUUUACAGCUAGCACGCAACUUGUUGAACAAAUUGAAACUUCAAUACGUGUUGAUGAGAUUGAUGAGGCCCCAAUUAGCGUUCAAAUGGAAAAAGGAGUUAUGGCUGCUGUUCCCGGAACACCAUACACCGCUGUAACCGGUGCUUAUAUAAGUUUUCCAACUAAUACUUAUAAUCCAUCGCCGAAACCAAAACAAAAAGCGAAACCAAAAGAAAAAACUGUCAUCGCUAAAGAUAAGAAAAUACAGAAACCUAGCCAUCCAGGGGGUAAAAUACCAUCAGAAGGCGAUGGUAAACGUACCCAGGCUAAAUCAGACUCUUUACUUCAAGUAGAUAUUGACAUAGAAAUUGAGAAAAAAGACUGCCCCGAACCCCCUCCUACUCCAGGAGAAGACCCAAAAAAGUCGGUUGUGCCAAAGGUGUCUUCUGGUCUAAAAGACCCAAAAAAGGAUAAGCCAAAUGUGCUUUCUGGUCCAAAAGACCCAAAAAAGCCGGUUGUGCCAAAGGUGCCUCCUGGUAAGCCCGAUAAAUGCCCUUGUCAGAAAGAACCACCACCUCGUCCUAAAAUGAGAAAUCCAGGUGCUUGCGUAUGUUGUACUUGCGUACCGAGCGAUCAGGGUGGCGCUGAGGGCGAAUCACCAGUGAGCGCACGGUCUGAAACAGAUUUUGGCGACUCCGGAAUAGUACUUUGCUAUGGUGACCGUCCUCGUAAUGAAGACGGCCGUAUUGUCGCUGAGUAUCGACAAGAUGUUUUGGCUGCUCCUGUUUUAAAAACAUCAAGUGGCAUUCACUCCAAGGCAGAAGUAGGAGUGUUUGCUAGUAUGCAUUCCGAAGCUAAAAUAGCAUCGAAAGAUUUUACAGCUAGCACGCAACUUGUUGAACAAACUGAAACUUCAAUACGUGUUGAUGAGAUUGAUGAGGCCCCAAUUAGCGUUCAAAUGGAAAAAGGAGUUAUGGCUGCUGUUCCCGGAACACCAUACACCGCUGUAACCGGCGCUUAUAUAGGUUUUCCAACUAAUACUUAUAAUCCAUCGCCGAAACCAAAACAAAAAGCGAAACCAAAAGAAAAAACUGUCAUCGCUAAAGAUAAGAAAAUACAGAAACCUAGCCAUCCAGGGGGUAAAAUACCAUCAGAAGGCGAUGGUAAACGUACCCAGGCUAAAUCAGACUCUUUACUUCAAGUAGAUAUUGACAUAGAAAUUGAGAAAAAAGACUGCCCCGAACCCCCUCCUACUCCAGGAGAAGACCCAAAAAAGUCGGUUGUGCCAAAGGUGUCUUCUGGUCUAAAAGACCCAAAAAAGGAUAAGCCAAAUGUGCUUUCUGGUCCAAAAGACCCAAAAAAGCCGGUUGUGCCAAAGGUGCCUCCUGGUAAGACCGAUAAAUGCCCUUGUCAGAAAGAACCACCACCUCGUCCUAAAAUGAGAAAUCCAGGUGCUUGCGUAUGUUGUACUUGCGUACCGAGCAAUCACGGUGACGUUGAGGUUGAAUCUCCAGUGAGCGCACGGAUUGAAACAGGUGUUAUGGCUGCAGCUCUUUAUGACAGGAAUAAGUUUAAAUAUACCGAUUUUGAAAUACAGAUUGAUAUAGAAAUUGAAAUAGAUGACUCCUCUGAUGAGGAGAGUGAUUCAGGAGAAGACCCAAAAAAGCCGGAUAGGCUAAAUGUGCCUUCUGGAAGUGACACACCAGGCGGCGAUGAUAGUCAUACCUCAAAUAAAGAUAUCGAUCCAGAAGAUGAUGUGCCUAGUGUGCCAUCCGGAGGUGACAAAUCAGGCGGCGAUGAUAGUCGUACCUCAAAUAAAGAUAUCAAUCCCCCGCCGGUUGUACCAAAGGUGUCUGGAAAGCCCGAUAAAUGUCCUUGUCAGAAAGAAACACCACCUCGUCCUGAAAUGAGAAAUCCAGAUGCUUGCGUAUGUUGUACUUGCGUAGCGAGCGAUCACGGUGGCGCUGAGGGUAAAUCUCCAGUGAAUGCACGGAUUGAAACAGGUGUUAUGUCUGCUGCUGUUUUAGAAACAUCAAGUGGCAUUCACUCAAAGGCAGAAGUAGGAGUGUUUGCUAGUAUGCAUUCCGAAGCUAAAAUAGCAUCGAAAGAUUUUACAGCUAGCACGCAACUUGUUGAACAAACUGAAACUUCAAUACGUGUUGAUGAGAUUGAUGAGGCCCCAAUUAGCGUUCAAAUGGAAAAAGGAGUUAUGGCUGCUGUUCCCGGAACACCAUACACCGCUGUAACCGGCGCUUAUAUAGGUUUUCCAACUAAUACUUAUAAUCCAUCGCCGAAACCAAAACAAAAAAAAGAUAAGAAAAUAGAGAAACCUAGCCCUCCGGGGGGUAAAAUACCACCAGCGGGUGGUCCAGCUAGUACGCAUCCCAGCUCAGAAGGCGAUGGUAGACGUACCCCAAUCGGAAAUCUUAGUCCCUCUAAAACAGGCGCUUCACUUGAAAUAGGGACUGAUUCAGAAAGUGGGCAAUACUUCUGCCCACCUUCAUUCCCUUCUAUUCCAGGAGAAGACCCAAAAAAGCCGGUUGGUUCAAAGGUGUCUUUUGGUCCAAAAGAGUCUUUUGAUCCAAAAGACCCAAAAAAGGAUGGGCCAAAUGUGCCUCCUGGAAAGCCCGAUAAAUGUCCUUGUCAGAAAUAUGUGGAAACACCUAAAAUGAGAAAUCCAGGUGCUUGCGUAUGCUGUACUUGCGUACCGAGCGACCACGGUGGCGCUGAGGGAGAAUCACCAGUGAGCCCACGGUCUGAAACAGAUUUUGGCGACUCCGGAAUAAUACUUUGCUAUGGUGACCGUCCUCGUAAUAAAGACGGCCGUAUUGUCGCUGAGUAUCGACAAGAUGUUUUGGCUGCUCCUGUUUUAAAAACAUCAAGUGGUAUUCACUCCAAGGCAGAUGUAGGGGUGUUUGCUAGUACGCAUUCCGAAGCUAAAAUAGCAUCGAAAGAUUUUACAUCUGACCCAGAAGUUCUUAGGGGACUACCUGCAGCGUGUUUUGGUAACCUUGAGGAGUCCAUAAUUAGCUUUGGUCCAAAAGACCCAAAAAAGGAUGGGCCAAAUGUGCCUCCUGGAAUGCCCGAUAAAUGUCCUUGUCAGAAAUAUGUGGAAACACCUAAAAUGAGAAAUCCAGGUGCUUGCGUAUGCUGUACUUGCGUACCGAGCGACCACGGUGGCGCUGAGGGUGAAUCACCAGGGAUCGCACGGUCUGAAACAGAUUUUGGCGACUCCGGAAUAGUAAUUUGCUAUGGUGCACGUCCUCGUAAUAAAGACGGCCGUAUUGUCGCUGAGUAUCGACAAGAUGUUUUGGCUGCUCCUGUUUUAAAAACAUCAAGUGGUAUUCACUCCAAGGCAGAUGUAGGGGUGUUUGCUAGUACGCAUUCCGAAGCUAAAAUAGCAUCGAAAGAUUUUACAUCUGACCCAGAAGUUCUUAGGGGACUACUUGCAGCGUGUUUUGGUAACCUUGAGGAGUCCAUAAUUAGCUUUGAGAUGAAUGCAAAAACCGGCUCUUAUAUACGUCCACCAAUUUUAAAGCCGAAACCAACAGCAAAAGCUCUCACCGCUAAAGAUAAAAAAAUACAGACGCCUAAUCCUCUUGAGGGUAAAUUACCAUCGGCGAUGAGUCAAACUUAUAAUCCAGUGCCGCUACCAACAGAAAAUGUUCUCAGAGCCAAAGAUAUAAAACUGCAGACAUCUAGGCCUCCCCCAGCUGCUCCAAUAGUUUCAAUAAACCCGGGUGGUACAGUACAAGUCCCCAAAAAGAUAAGUGACCGUAAUGUGCCUUCUAGACCUAAAACACUUAAUGCUGAAAUCGAAACAGAGACUGCUCUUUUGGCUGCCGUAGAAACGCAAGUAGAGCAAGCAGCUGUAUUAACUAGUGCUCAUUCUAAAGUUGGAGUGGGUGGUCCAGCUAGUACGCGAAUUGGUGGACCGCCACCUAGUAGUCACGCUGGUGUCCAUCCCAGUGCAGAAAUAGUUGUAUUAACUAGUGCCCAUUCUAAAGUUAAUGUGGGUCCAGCUAGUACGCAUCCCAGUAAGCAGAUUAGUGCAGCGCCACCUAGUAGUCACCCCAGUGCUCAAAUAGGAGCGCCAGCUAGUGUCCAUCCGAGUGGUCAAAUCGCAGGACCUCCCGGUAAUCCGCCUAACCAGCCUGGUGUUCCAACUCCUUGCCAUUGUCCGCAGAAUGCUAUUCAGAACGAACCCGUUUCAACCCUACAAAACUACCGACCGAUUGAGCAAGCGCAUCCGUGUCAGACACUUUGCGACUGCCUAGCCUGCCAGUGUGCCCCUUGUCCCGACCCCCCCGGCGCCACAACCUUACCGUUGCUAGAUCCCGGCAACAAGGAGUCCAUCAAGUCGAUGGACAAUUCCACUUUGAAGGAAAACAUCCAGGCGAUAGUGCAGGAGAACCGACAGUGCCGCCAACAAAUAGCGGAAAUCAAGCAGGCGCUGGAGAGUAUAAAGUGCGCCUGCGUCGAGGCGGAGUUCAGAAGCGCACACUCCACCGGCCAAUCGGCCCAAUCGCUGAAACCCUUCGUGAAGCAAGCGUCGAACUUCGGCCAAACCAUGUCCGGCCUGAAGAUGGCGCUCCGAAACCUCCAAGCCAAAUGCCGCGCCAAGGACAAGAUGAUCGAAGCGAUGACGGGUGAGCUGGAAGUGCGCGGCGGAGCGGAAGUGUUCAGCAAGGUGCUGGAGCGGUCUCAGAACAUGUCCAGGGCUCCGGAUUACGAUCAGGGUGAAGACGUCCGGUCCACGGAUAGAUCGCAGAUUGCCACGAAUAUUUUGUACGCGCCAACUGUGACGAGCGAGAGAGGGAGCAGUGCUUGUGCUUGCGACACGGUGAGAGACGUACAGUCGCGAGGCGUGGAGGCGCGGACUCACAAGCACAAGAAAAAGAAAGAAAAGCCUGGUAACAGGGUUUCUUGUUCGUGUUCGAAACAUCAGAUGAUCCAGAAACGGGACCAGGACUGUCAAAUGUUGGACCCGAUCAGUUUUGAGGUGUUGGACAUCAGAAGGAUAACGGAGGACAGUUUGAUAGUGAAGUGGACUAAACCGUCGAGCGAUAGGGUGACUGGGUACGAUCUGUUCGUCAACGGGACUCUCUCGUCCAAGGUGAUGAGUGCUGUGAGGACCAGCGCCAUGAUGCACUCGCUGGACCUAUCCAAAACUGUCCAAAUAACUGUGUACGCGGUGAGUCGGUGCGGCAGGAUCGAGCCGCCGGCCAUCGCGAUCUACGAGAUCAAUUCGAAAAAGUAAACGACUUAAGUUUGAGAAAAAAAAUUACGAUUGACAUGAUUGUGCUGUUUCUUUUGAAUAAAAAUUGUAACAUCAAAA
Messenger RNA from Sitophilus oryzae (rice weevil), 18694 nucleotides. RefSeq lists its product as uncharacterized. The record is from RefSeq and is a predicted model, not a curated record. The coding region runs from base 119 to 18616 and encodes 6165 amino acids. Gene Ontology annotation, molecular function: protein binding. The transcript is spliced from 30 exons. NCBI's taxonomy places the organism in Eukaryota, Metazoa, Arthropoda, Insecta, Coleoptera, Curculionidae.